Diachasma alloeum is the source of this 345-nucleotide messenger RNA. Its product is annotated as chymotrypsin inhibitor. The transcript has 3 exons. Lineage: Eukaryota; Metazoa; Arthropoda; Insecta; Hymenoptera; Braconidae. The record is from RefSeq and is a predicted model, not a curated record. The coding region runs from base 53 to 286 and encodes 77 amino acids.
UUUCCUUAUAAUCAGAAUCAGUACGGAUUUUUGACGAUAUUGAGAAUCUGACAUGUCGCGUCUUGGUUUGCUCUUCAUUCUCGCUCUGGCGUUAGUCUUCGUCGGAGAAAUAAACGCUCAACGACGCUGUCGCCGCAAUGAGAUAUGGACCCGGUGUGGCAGCCCCUGUCCACCCGAUUGUUUGAAUCCUCGGCCACGACCGUGUCCGCCGACGUGCAGGGCCGGCUGCUUCUGCAGGCCUGGUUAUCUAAGGAACUUCGCCGGUAUCUGCGUUAGAAGAUGUUAGAAUAUAAUAUGAAAACUUGAAGAUAACCUAUAAUUUUAUUUUUCAUCACGCUGUGACGA